AUGGCAACAUGCAGCGGCGCAUUUUCGGGAAAGCGCGGUACAAGCUGGGCUGGCCGUUCGGUGCGGGAUCUGAUCAGAAGGCGCCAAAGCACGACUGCCGCAAGUAGAGGUACAAGCACGCGCGAGACUAGCCGUCGGACAGGUCUGCGUCGGACCGUCAGACCCGGCAAGCGCUGGGAGCACAUCUUUGUGGAUGCACAUCAGUCACGAGCAUUUCUGGCUGAUCUUAGACAGCGCUCCAAACAGCCAGCCAGGUCUAGUGUCCAAGAUCUGAUGGCAACGCAAGCAAAAGCUCGUCCGUCUGACCAGGAGCUCACGGCCGAGUACAACGCACGUCGAAGUGCCAUACAGGCCCUCGUUGCCAAACUCAACGAGCUACAAUCAGAAGGAGACGAGUACGCUGCCGUGAUUGACACGCUUACGGCGGCAAAGGCGAAAGAUGCAGACCGUAAAUGCUUUCGUAUGAUCCACGGCGUGCUCGUCGAGCGGACUGUCAAAGAUGUCUUGCCCGCCCUCGAGACAAACUUCAGUGGGAUUCGAGAGAUACUACAGAGUUUGGCAGCGCAGUACAAAAAGCAAGAAGAGGACUUUCAGCGAUGGCAGAAGACGUACAAUAUCCGAGUCGUCAACUGA
Mixia osmundae IAM 14324 is the source of this 633-nucleotide messenger RNA. RefSeq lists its product as uncharacterized. Gene Ontology annotation, cellular component: cytoplasm; prefoldin complex. NCBI's taxonomy places the organism in Eukaryota, Fungi, Basidiomycota, Mixiomycetes, Mixiales, Mixiaceae. The record is from RefSeq and is a predicted model, not a curated record. The coding region runs from base 1 to 633 and encodes 210 amino acids. Gene Ontology annotation, molecular function: protein folding chaperone. Gene Ontology annotation, biological process: protein folding. The transcript is spliced from 5 exons.